Molecule: messenger RNA, 1206 nt
Organism: Penicillium maclennaniae
Lineage: Eukaryota; Fungi; Ascomycota; Eurotiomycetes; Eurotiales; Aspergillaceae
Exons: 3
Coding region: 1-1206 (401 amino acids)
Source: RefSeq, a predicted model, not a curated record
AUGGGCUCCUAUAAAUCAUGCCAAGACCGCGCUGGUAGCGGCGGCAGUUCCAGUUCGACGGAUACUGAUGCAUCGGUGCAUUCGAAAAGUACUGCACCCACGGUAGCCAGUGCUCAUACAACCUGCGCAAUCAAGCAGCAGGACUGGCUAGAAUUUGAGGACGAUGGCCCGCGCGACUCGGUUUCAACAUAUGCAUCCACCACUCGAUCCCUGGCCGAUCCGCCAGAAGAGCCCCGCUAUGAAGUCGAUGAGCGACAGGAGACAUUCCCAACAGAUGCGCUUGCAACCACACCCUCAUCAUUCGCAGGCCUAUUCCCCUCAUCUCAGGCGGUUGCUCAUCCACGGCAACAUGAACCUCCGCGUCGACACCAUCGUCCCCGCCGAGGUGGAUAUCAACAAGACGUAACCCUCUUCCAUCUCCGCAUGUAUGACCUAUUCUCCCGAAAGUUCUCCCUCCGCCGCUACUGCCGUGACUCAGGCCGCGAAGUAUUCCACUCCUCUCGAAAAGAAGUCCCCCCACCUAGUGCAACCGACUCCCGCCCAAUCCUUCGCCGCUCAUGGAGUAGUGUUCUCGCCAGUCUCCGCCCAACCUCAACAUCUCACGGCCCCGCCGAACCAGCCCUCCAGCGCCAAGCGUCAUCCAUCUCAGCCAACUCCGACAUUGGCGAAGAGGAGCCUUGCAAAAGCGACAAAAGACUAUCCGAUUCAAUCCUCCUCGAAUUCUCCAAUUACGCUCACGUAGACCUUAGACGCCGCGGGCCGGGAACCGCAAAGCGAUACGAAUUUGAAUACUGGUCGACGAAAUACCAAUGGCGUCGCGAGUUUCGCAAAGAAGGCGAUCUUCGCGAAGUCUCAUACUACCUCGUCGACACCCGCACAUCCCGCACAAUCGCCCACCUGGUUCCUGAAAUCCUCACCCCGCUCGAAGCAGUCGAGGAAGAAAGUAAAGGUGGCUGGGUCCCGCCGUGCUCGAUGUGGAUCAAUGAUACCUCCGUGUACGAGCGGAUGCCUGAUGUUGCCGACGUAAUCGUCGCUACGGGGCUAGUGUCUCUCGUGGACGAUUGUAUUCGUCGACGCUGGCAUGGCGCCCGUCGCGUUCCAUGGAUCUCCCCCGCACGUUCCUCUUUUUCCAAGGGCCUUGAGACAGCGCGCUUAGGCCCACGUCGUCUGAUCGGCGAGGUCUUGCAGCGUCGGGGAUCCGCGUAA